Messenger RNA from Etheostoma spectabile (orangethroat darter), 4009 nucleotides. Its product is annotated as adenylate cyclase type 6. The record is from RefSeq and is a predicted model, not a curated record. Gene Ontology annotation, molecular function: adenylate cyclase activity. Gene Ontology annotation, cellular component: plasma membrane. The coding region runs from base 1 to 3558 and encodes 1185 amino acids. NCBI's taxonomy places the organism in Eukaryota, Metazoa, Chordata, Actinopteri, Perciformes, Percidae. The transcript has 22 exons. Gene Ontology annotation, biological process: adenylate cyclase-activating G protein-coupled receptor signaling pathway; cAMP biosynthetic process; intracellular signal transduction.
AUGUCGUGGGCCAGAGGGCUCUUUGUAGGCAGAGUGGAUGAGCGAAAGACAGCAUGGGGAGAGCGCAAUGGCAAAAAGAGGAAGGACAGCUCAUCACUGUGCAACCCACACUACAUGAGCUGCCUGAGGGACCAUGAGGACCUGGAGCUCCCAAAUGUGGCGCCCCAGCAUUACCAUUGUGGAGCAGGCACCAGUGGGGGCAACUUUGGCUUGCGCUGUGGCUGGCAGGAGGACCACUAUGGGAAGAGGACAGGCGGCGGUGAUCUGGGUCUAAAGGCUGUGGACCUGGGCUUUGAAGAUGGCGAGCUGAAGGGCAGGAAAGAGGAGGAAUUAGGGGAAUUAGCAGAGGGUGGCUGCAAAGCGAUGACUGCAAGAGACUGCUGGAUGCGGGUUAUGUGGGUUUUCCAAUCUAAGAAAUUUCAGUCCGCCAAGCUGGAGCGUCUGUACCAGCGCUACUUCUUCAGGCUCAACCAGAGCUCUCUGACCAUGCUGAUGGGGGUGCUGGUUGUGGUGUGUGGGGUCAUGAUGGCCUUCCACUGCAUCAACACGACCCCUCAUGUGGCCUAUGUCUCAGUACUGUCUGUGGCCAUGGCUCUCUUUCUGGCCAUGAUGGUGGUGUGCAACCGCAAUGGCUUCCACCAAGACUACAUGUGGAUUGUGAGCUACCUGGUGAUUGGGGUGCUGAUUGUAGUGCAGGUUUUUGGGGUGCUGAUGGUGUAUCCCCCCAGUGCCUCAGAGGGCAUCUGGUGGACGGUCUUCUUCAUCUACAUUAUCUACACGCUGCUGCCGGUCAGAAUGAGAGCUGCUGUGGUUAGUGGAGCUGUGCUGUCCACUAUACACCUAGUGACUGCCUGGCAGCUCAACCAAGAAUACAAGUUCAUUUUCAAACAGAUGAGUGCCAAUGUGCUGAUCUUUCUGUGCACUAACAUGAUUGGGAUCUGUACCCACUACCCUGCUGAGGUUUCCCAGCGACAAGCCUUCCAGGAAACCAGAGGAUACAUCCAGGCCAGACUGUACCUGCAGAGGGAAAACCAGCAGCAGGAGCGCCUACUUCUGUCAGUGCUGCCAAGGCACGUUGCCAUGGAGAUGAAGGCAGAUAUCAAUGCCAAGAAGGAAAAUAUGAUGUUCCACAAGAUCUACAUUCAAAAACACGACAAUGUUAGCAUACUGUUUGCAGACAUUGAAGGCUUCACCAGCCUGGCGUCUCAGUGCACGGCCCAGGAACUGGUCAUGACGCUGAACGAGCUGUUUGCUCGAUUUGACAAGCUGGCCUGGGAGAACCACUGCUUGCGUAUUAAAAUCCUAGGGGACUGUUACUACUGUGUGUCAGGACUGCCUGAGCCCCGGGCUGACCAUGCCCACUGCUGUGUGGAGAUGGGAGUAGACAUGAUUGAGGCCAUCUCGCUGGUGAGAGAGGUGACAGGCGUUAAUGUGAACAUGCGGGUGGGCAUCCACAGCGGGCGGGUUCACUGUGGGGUGCUGGGCCUGCGCAAGUGGCAGUUUGACGUCUGGUCCAACGACGUGACGCUUGCCAACCAAAUGGAGGCCGGGGGGAAGGCUGGGCGUAUUCACAUCACCAAAGCCACACUACAGUAUCUGAACGGGGACUACGAGGUGGAGCCAGGAUUUGGAGGAGAGAGGAACGCUUACGUGAAGGAGAACGACAUUGAAACGUUCUUGGUGCUGGGCUGCAGCCAGAAGAGGAAAGAGGAGAAAGCCAUGAUGGCUAAGAUGCAGCGAGCACGUGCAAAUUCUGUGGAGGGAUUGAUGCCACGCUGGGUGCCUGACAGAUCCUUCUCCAGAACCAAGGAGUCCAAAGUUUUCAGGCAGAUGGGCAUUGAUGAAGCAUCCAGCAAAGACAACCGCUGCGCUCAGGAGGCACUGAACCCUGAGGAUGAGGUGGAUGAGUUCCUUGGACGGGCCAUCGAUGCACGCAGCAUCGACCAGCUGAGGAAAGAUCACGUCAAGAAGUUCCUACUCACCUUUCAGACUGUCGAACUCGAGAAAAAGUACUCUAAAAAGGUCGAUGAUCGUUUUGGGGGAUAUGUGGCCUGCACACUCCUUGUUUUCUGUUGCAUCUGUUUCAUUCAGAUUAUCAUUUUUCCAAAAACAACACUUAUGCUCGGUCUUUACAUCAGCAUCUUUGUCAUCCUUAUCAACAUCCUCUUUAUCUGCGCCAUAUACUCCUGCAUCAAACUCUUCCCAGCUGCCUUGCAGACUGUAACCAAGAAAAUAGUCCAGUCCCGUGCGAACAGCACACUGGUGGGCGUCUUCACCAUCCUCCUCCUCUUCAUUUCCUCCUUUGCUAACAUGUUUACCUGCAGCAGAGAGAAACUGCAGGAGUGUGUGUCCAACGAGCUGAACACAUCAGUGACUCUCUGCCUGCUGCACAACCUGACCAAGACAGCAGAGGAUGGUUUGACUCUGUGUUCCAGCCAGGCCAUGCCCUGCCAUUUCCCAGAGUAUUUUAGCUACAGUGUACUGCUGACCCUGCUGGCCUGCUCUGUGUUCCUCCACAUCAGCAGCAUAGGGAAGCUGGCUCUGAUGCUGCUCAUCCAGCUCACCUUCCUCCUGCUGGUUGAGUGGCCUCAGGUGGCCCUGUUUGACAACGCAGACCUGCUGGUCAUUGCCAACGCCAUGCAAUUAUCACCUAUUAAUGAUUCUCUACAACAGCCUGGUUUCAAUGAAACUGCAGAACAGUGCCUGGAGAGCGUGACUAAGGUAUCCUUAAAGGUCAUGACCCCUGUAAUCCUGACGGUGUUUGUUCUGGCUCUCUACUUGCACGGCCAGCAGGUUGAGUCCACCGCACGUCUAGACUUCCUCUGGAAGUUGCAGGCCACAGAAGAGAAGGAGGAGAUGGAGGAGCUGCAGGCAUACAACCGACGCCUGCUCCACAACAUCCUGCCCAAGGACGUAGCCGCCCACUUUCUUGCACGGGAGCGUCGAAAUGACGAGUUGUACUACCAGUCAUGUGAGUGCGUUGCUGUCAUGUUUGCCUCCAUCAGCAACUUCUCUGAGUUUUACGUGGAGCUGGAGGCUAACAACGAAGGGGUGGAGUGUCUCAGGCUGCUCAACGAGAUCAUCGCCGAUUUUGACGAGAUCAUCAGUGAAGAGAAGUUCCGUCAGCUGGAGAAAAUCAAGACCAUCGGCUCCACCUACAUGGCAGCCUCUGGCCUCAAUGACUCCACCUACGACAAAGAGGGCCGUUCACACAUCCUGGCUCUGGCUGACUACGCCAUGAGGUUAAGGGAGCAGAUGAAAUACAUCAAUGAGCACUCCUUCAACAAUUUCCAGAUGAAGAUAGGGUUGAACAUGGGACCAGUGGUAGCAGGGGUGAUUGGAGCCAGGAAACCCCAGUAUGAUAUCUGGGGGAACACAGUCAAUGUGGCCAGCCGGAUGGACAGUACAGGAGUACCAGACUGCAUCCAGGUGACCACAGACUUAUACCACGUGCUGGUCAACAAUGGAUACCAGCUGGACUGUCGAGGUGUUGUCAAGGUGAAGGGAAAGGGGGAGAUGACCACUUACUUCCUCACCAGCGGUCCCCAGGGCAGUUAACGACAGGCAGGCCGACCACAACUUCACUCCCACUGCACUGACAAGACUGAGACUGCAGAGAGACAGAGUGGUCAGCUUGGCGAUGAGCACCGAAGCACAGUGCGAACACACUGGGGACAGAAGACAGCCAACAGAGACGAGCACAGCCUGUCUUGUAUGUUGUCACGUACUCAGAUGCAAACAUGUAGGGCGUUCAUGUUUGAAGGCUUUUUCCCAAGCUGCUCAAGAGAUCACUAAGCCCAUUUGCCUUAGGACGAAAGUGGCUACGCUUGUGUUUAUGAGCAAUAGUACAAGUAUUUCAUCUGGAGUCAUUAUUUAUUUUCGUGCGGAUGGAUUUUUGUGAUGACCUUGUAAAAAAAAGAAUAUAUAUAAAAACUAAACUAUGUUACUUAAAAAGGAAAUAUGCAAGGACAACAUUAAGGAUGAAAAUGACCAAAGAACAAAUGUUUGA